This is a messenger RNA of Vitrella brassicaformis, 2885 nucleotides long. NCBI's taxonomy places the organism in Eukaryota, Vitrellaceae. The record is from the annotation of a GenBank genome assembly.
GAGAGAUCAGUAUGUCGCUGAGCAUCAAGAAUCCGAUUGCUGAGGUGGGACGCCUCGACCCGCCGACCCGGCUCCUGUGCGGCCCAGGGUGAGUGAGGGGAACAUACAAGGCGCAUACACACACGCACGAGCAAGCGCAGCAGCCUCUGUGCGCUGCGGCAGCGGACACAUUGAAAUCGAUGCGUGACGCUCUUCUGCUGUGGUGUUGUGUGUGUCAGGCCUGGCAAUGCCCACCCCCGCGUUCAUGCCGCCAUGUCCAUCCCACAGGUGGGCGAGAAAAGGCCAACACGUGGCAGAUCUGUGCAGAUGUCGGUGAUCUGUGGUCUUGGGGGGGAUGAUAGAUCGGUCACAUGGACCCGGCGUUCCUCGACAUAGUGGAGGACCUCAAGAAGCUGCUGCGCUAUGCGUGGCAGACGGAGAACGUCUUCACCAUCCCCGUGUCAGGUAAACAGAAAACACGCAGGCAGGCAGCCAGGCAGUCGGGCAUGUGUCGAAGUGUGCUGCUGCUCUCUUGUCUGCAGGCACCGGCAGCGCUGCGUGGGAGGCGGCUGUGGCCAAUGUGACGUCGCCAGGCGACAGUGAGCAACACAACACAUACGACAGGGAGGGGCACACGGCACUUUCUGCGUACCUCUUAUCCAUGGUGGUGUGUCAGUUCACCUGACGUGUGUGAGUGGGUACUUCGGCGAGCGUCACUGUGACAUGGCAUCCAGAUACGGCGCGGACGUCAGGUAGGAAACGAACCCCACACACAGACAGGCCGUACGAUGUGUGGUGUUCAGGCGCAUCGAGAAGCCUUGGGGUGAGGUUUUCACUCUCGAUGAGAUCAAGAAGGCCGUCGCCGAACACAAGCCACAAGUAGCCCACACCCUCGCUCUCGAGCACCUGCCCACCUGAUUGUCGUGCCGGUCGGUUGAUGCGAUGCGUUCAUUCAGGUGCUGUGGAUCUGCUACGCCGAGACAUCGACCGGUGCGCGUCAGCCGCUGGACGGCAUAGCGGAUGUGUGCCACGCCAACAACUGCCUGUUCAUGCUCGACACCGUCACGGCGAUCGGCGGCGUGCCCCUCUUCCUCGACAAGAGCGGCGUCGACAUCUGCUACGCGGGUUGGUACAUACACACACACACGCACGCUCACAGAUGGAUCGAGAGAGACAAGAGGGGAAUAUAUUGUUCUGAGUGUGUAUGUGUGUUGCAGGGACUCAGAAGUGCCUGAGUUGUCCGCCUGGUGUUGCCCCGCUCACCAUCGGCCCCAGGGCGCUCAAGAAGAUGGAGGACCGGGCGGCCAAGGUGAGAGGGGGAGGGAGGGAAACAGGGAAACGGGGCCAUGGCUUUCUCACUCGCACGAGGGAUUAUGUGUGGCUGUGUUUAGGGCGAGAAGGUGGCCAACUGGUACCUGGACAUGACGAUGAUUCAGAAGUAUAUCGUGGCUCCUGAAGGGGCGCCCAGGGUCUACCACCACACCGCGCCCAUCAGGUACGUGCAGAAGACACACAGGCAAACGUCACAACCAGCCAUCGACACCUCCAUGUGUGUGCGUGGGUGUGUGUGUUUGUGCAGCAUGGUGUAUGCCAUGCGCGAGGCGCUGACACUCAUUGCGGAGGAGGGCCUGGAGAACUGCUGGAAGAGGCACCAGGUCACAAGCGCGACCACACACCACCAGAACCACGACCAAGACACUUACGUCUCUGUGUGCAUGUAUGUGUGCAGGAGACGGCCGAGUACUUCUGGGGACUGAUCGAGGCUGCGGGCAUGGAGAUGCUCAUCCCCAACAAGGAGCACCGGCUGCCCUCCCUCCACACCGUCAAGGUGCCACAGGGCAUCGACGCCGGCAAAGUCGUCAAGGUGCGCUGGCAGACUGGUGCGACACAUCGCCCCCGUGACCUCUCGUGUGUGUGGGUGGGUGUCGUUUGUACAGCACAUGCGCGAGAAGUUCCAGAUUGAGAUCGGCGGCGGGCUGGGCGCCCAGCUCUCAGGAAAGGUACGUAUCAUAUAUCAUGCCCCACGAUCGCGUCGACUGGCAAUGUAUCCACCCGGUUUGUCCGUUUUGUCAGGUGUGGCGCAUUGGUCUGAUGGGCUACAACAGCCGCAAGGAGGUGGCGCUCACCAUCGUGGCCGCCCUCAAGGACGCACUCGUGGCGCAGGGCUGGAAACCCAAAGCCUGACCGCCCUCUUCUGACCUGGCUGGCUUUCGGUUCUUUGGAUGGAUGGAUCGAUACAUACGCUGUGGUGGAUGGACGGGCCGGGUGGUUUUUCUGUGGUCAUGCACAGUGAUUGCGCUGGGUGGGCGAGACACACGCCGCCGCUGGCUGAGGGAUUUUACGGUCUCUCUCGUCUCGUUUUGGAGUGGCUCGCGGACGGUUGUGUAUGCGUAUGCGUGUGGUGGUUGGUUGGUUGGUUGGUUGGUGCGUGUCAUGCUGAUCAAUUUUCCAUUCCAUUUUUGGUUCAGUGAUGGUGACGGUGUCAUCGAAUGAGGGCUGAGGAUUGUUUUGCGCCUGCUGGCCUCGUGUUGUUGUGUUGCUUGCGGAAAGGUGGGGGGCCCACACCACACAGGGGUUUGCACCAGACAGACAGACAUGCGAAUUUGAUGAGGAGAGAGAGACCCAAAGGGACAGGAAUUAUGUCAUUCACUGCUCGUUCACGGACAGACGCCAGAUGAUGGGGGAUCGUAUUCAUGCCCCGUUGGCUGUCCAUAUGUGUGUGUGUCUGUCUGUCCAUGUGUGUGACGUGCUGACCCAAAACCUCACUGGACGAAAAGGGAGUUUUGAGUUUGUUGAACCACCUCACUUGCGCCGGGGCCAGCUUCAUGUAGCCUGGAGACUGAUACAUGUCUCGCGUGUGCUCGACAUGCGCACCGCGCGCUCUUCACACCCAAGGCAAAUCACCC